GCGCGCGCGCCCCUCCCGCGCCCUACAUCCACCACCCCGCGAGGGGGCUCAGUCCGCAGCCGCCGCCGCUGCCGCCGCCGCUUCGGCUUCGGUGCAGGCAACGGCCGCCGGCGAGACAGCUGAGCGGACGAGCAUCCCCAAGCAGCACAUUGGAAGUGGCUCUCAACGAUAGCUGUAUCCAGCCCUUGUAGAAUACAUCCUGUUCUCACACAUCUAGUGUGAGGUCCCUCCAGCUACAGGGUGGGCACCAUGGCGGACAGGAUGGACUGUCACUACUGCAGGGACCCCUUGCAGGGGAAGAAGUAUGUGCAGAAGGACGGCCACCACUGCUGCCUGAAGUGCUUUGACAAGUUCUGCGCCAACACCUGUGUGGAAUGCCGCAAGCCCAUUGGCGCAGAUUCCAAGGAGGUGCACUAUAAGAACCGCUACUGGCAUGACACCUGCUUCCGCUGUGCCAAGUGCCUUCACCCUUUGGCCAAUGAGACCUUCGUGGCCAAGGAGAACAAGAUCCUGUGCAACAAGUGUGUCACUCGGGAGGACUCCCCCAAGUGCAAAGGGUGCUUCAAGCCAAUCGUGGCAGGAGAUCAAAAUGUGGAGUACAAGGGGACCGUCUGGCACAAAGACUGCUUCACCUGCAGCCACUGCAAGCAAGUCAUCGGGACUGGAAGCUUCUUCCCCAAAGGGGAGGACUUCUACUGCGUGACUUGCCAUGAGGCCAAAUUCGCCAAGCAUUGCGUGAAGUGCAACAAGGCCAUCACCUCUGGAGGAAUCACUUACCAGGAUCAGCCCUGGCAUGGCGAGUGCUUUGUGUGUGUUACCUGCUCUAAGAAGCUGGCUGGGCAGCGUUUCACCGCUGUGGAGGACCAGUAUUACUGCGUGGAUUGCUACAAGAACUUUGUGGCCAAGAAGUGUGCUGGAUGCAAGAACCCCAUCACUGGGAAAAGGACUGUGUCAAGAGUGAGCCACCCAGUCUCUAAAGCUAGGAAGCCCCCAGUGUGCCACGGGAAACGCUUGCCUCUCACCCUGUUUCCCAGCGCCAACAUCCGGGGCAGGCAUCCGGGUGGAGAGAGAACUUGUCCCUCGUGGGUGGUUGUUCUUUAUAGAAAAAAUCGAAGCUUAGCAGCUCCUCGAGGCCCGGGUUUGGUAAAGGCUCCAGUGUGGUGGCCUAUGAAGGACAAUCCUGGCACGACUACUGCUUCCACUGCAAAAAAUGCUCCAUGAAUCUGGCCAACAAGCGCUUUGUUUUCCAUCAGGAGCAAGUGUAUUGCCCCGACUGUGCCAAAAAGCUGUAAAUUGACAGGGGCUCCUGUCCUGUAAAAUGGAAUUUGAGUCUUGUUCUUUGUGUCCUCUCUCUCUGCCCUACACCAUCCAUAGGGAAAGAGCGGUAUUUCACUUCCUCAAAGUAUGCUCCUUCUGGCUUUACUCCCAUUUUACAGUAUUAUUCAGAGAAGGGCACACCAUGGUCAUCUUAGGAUUUAGCCAAAAGCAAUUCUGCAGCUGACUUAAUUUCUCUCCAGCUGCAGUUAAAAAACAAAAACUUAGAUAGGUUGACUCUUCUGCAUGUUUAUCAUAGAGCAGAACAGCGCUAACCAUUUAGCCACUUAGUGAUGUAAGCAAGAAGCAUAAGAGAUAACCCCCCAUACACACACACACACACACACACACACACACACACACACACUGUGGUGGUUUUCAUGGCUCAGCCGAGCCCCACCGUCUUGUCACACGUGUAGUCACGCGACAUGCAGGAGUUGCAGCGGCUGCUUCAAUUCAGCUGUUCGCCCUAUCCUGUAAGCAGAAAAAGAACUUACCAAAAUGCACGGUUGAACUUCCUCAUCAAGACUAUUACCUGCCUUCUGUUCUUUUGUGCUUUCAAAUGACUAAUACGAGUUUCCAGAAAAUUAACGUUUGAACUUAGCUGUUGAUUCUAAACUGACCUUGUUCUGUACUAACGUUUGAUUUCCCUGUGUGGUAUGUUCUCUGAGUGUUCCAACUUUUAAAGUGUGGAACAUGCAGGUGAUUUGGAAAGGGUAAACCGGUCUGAGAAAAUGAGCCUGUUUCAGAUGGACAUUGUCACAGAGAAUCCUUUUGGAAGCCUAACGAAACUAACCCCACUGUCCUUUUCAUGUUUUUUUUUAAUUAAUAAUAGUUUUGUUUUGUUUUAAUUCAUAGUUUGAGUUUUGAAACUUGCAUGAAAAGAUUUUGUUUGGGCCCCCUCAAAGCUGAGAUUCGUCCCACGGAAAUAACUGUAAAACUCUAUAGAGGGGUAGCUGAGCAGGCGCCAGAGCUCUCGUCCACAUGGACACGACAUGUCAAAGCAGCGACAGGUUGAAUCUCUUGUAACAUAGUAGUUGUCUGCUCUUUGUUCACGUGUUAAGGAGGACUGUGGAGUCCCUUCGCUUGUGAUUCCUAGGAUUUGUCUUCGGUAGCUUAGCUGGAUCUCUGGGGGAGUGGGGAGGCCACCAUCCUCACAGGUAGAACUGGAUUUCCACUGCUUUCGUGAAAUGCAGGAUCACCUGCUUACUGUAUUCUACAUGGUUAUAUUACAUAGUAUAACGAGAACAGUAUCAACAGUAAUCGUGUAAUGACAAUACAUAUUAACAUUCUUGUUAGGAGUGGUUAGAGAAGCCGACGCCUCAUUUUUACAUUUUGUCCUUAGCUAUUAUCAUCUAACAUUUCAGUGUAUCCUUACAGAAAUAAAGCAGCAUAUAAAUAAAGAACUUUUUGCCUCU
This is a messenger RNA of Choloepus didactylus (southern two-toed sloth), 2732 nucleotides long. RefSeq names its product four and a half LIM domains 1 (gene FHL1). The transcript is spliced from 8 exons. The record is from RefSeq and is a predicted model, not a curated record. Gene Ontology annotation, molecular function: transmembrane transporter binding. The coding region runs from base 250 to 1221 and encodes 323 amino acids. Gene Ontology annotation, biological process: muscle organ development. Lineage: Eukaryota; Metazoa; Chordata; Mammalia; Pilosa; Megalonychidae.